AUAAUUUAUUUCAUUGAAAAAAAACCAAAUAUUUGAAAUAUUAUUGGUCUAUUAUUUAGUUCAUUAGUUGUUAAGUCGUACGAAAAAAAAAUAUAGAAAAUGAUUGAUAAACUUUGAUCAGUUCAGUCAAUCGGACUACGGAAUUUCGAAUAGUCGAGUUAAGUUCAAACUCAUUGUUAUUUGACCGUAAAAAAACGCAAAGGCCACCCAUGUCCUGAACGUACAUUCGGAAAAUUGAUAAUUAUAUGCACACAUUGACUGCAUUUGCAAUAAAAACAAACUUCUCAAUUGAUCUUAGCCUUAGGAGAUUCAUUUUUCACCAUCUGAUGAGAUUUAUAACUUCUAUUGAAAAAACAAUACGAUAUAGAAAGAUGGAGAAUGUAUCAGAAACACAAGAAAACUGAAAUUUAGCUAGAGUUGUAUAUAAUACUCCAUACCACAUGUUUGGGGAAACUUUUAAAUUGCAACACCAACAUACUUUUGUACAAAAAGAACACUAUUCAAUGAAAUUUGGGUGUCAAGAGCUGAAAAUUGUGGAAUAAUGAUAGAAAUAAAUAAUAUUAUUUAUCGAUUAGUCAUUAAUUCAAAAAGUUUGAUUUUAGACUCAGGACAACUUGGAAAACAAUUUUUGGGAGAAGCUAACAGAAAGAGACUAAAUAAUACAAAGAGGGUUGCAUCAUUUUCAACAACAUCAAUAAAUAGAUAUAAAAAGUCAAGGCCUGUAGGAAAUUAUGGUUUAGCAAAAGAAUUAUCUGAAAAUUUUGAAAAACAAAAAAUUGAUUUUAUAAACAAAUUAAGAGAAAUUGAUAAAGAUAAACUAGAAAAAGAUACUAGAGAACAAGCAAAAUCUCCUCUAUGGUUUUCGGAAAGGAGAAAAAGAAUAACUGCUUCUAAAGUAGGAAAAGUUUGUAAAAUGCGACCAUACACAUCAUGUAAAAAAACAGUUCACGAACUACUGUAUGGAGAAUUAAAUUAUAAAAUAAAAUCUGUAGAGUAUGGGCGUAUGAUGGAAACGGUGGCCAAGAAAAAGUUUGAAGAAAUAUUUAAACUUGCUAUUAAGCCUGUAGGUUUAUGUGUGGAUAAAAAUGAUCCUUAUAUAGCAGGAAGUCCAGAUGGUCUUAUUGAAGAUGAUUCAAUUAUUGAAAUUAAAUGUCCCUUUUCGGCUAUAACUGAAGUUAAUAUGUUAGAAGCAGUUAAAAGUGGAAAGGUAUCAUUUUGCCAAAUUGAUGACAAAAAAUGUGUAACAUUAAAAACCAACCAUGACUAUUAUUAUCAAAUCCAAACUCAGUUACAUGUUACAAAUAGAACAAAAUGUUACUUUUUUAUUUUCACAGAUAAUUGGUCUUAUAAUAUAGUUAUUUUAUAUGAUGUCAACUUUUGGAACACAAAAAUAAAGUUGCAGUUAGAUUUAUUUUAUAACGAAUGUUUACUGCCUGAAUUGAUCAGUCCGCUAUUUGGCAAACGUCUUUUAGUAAGCGAUAUAAGAGAUCCGGUUAGAAUUUUGAGAGAACAGUAUACAAGAAAAAAAUAGUAGGUACUAAAGUAACUCUACCUUUACAAUAUAUUAGAACAAAAAAAUUCUAACUAAAUUCUGUUGUGUUGCUGAAAAAAUACCAAACACCAUUUUUGAAAAUUAAUUUUUUGUCAGUUGUUUUUAAAUUGAUUAUAUGCAAUUUAAUGAGUUAUUAUUAUAUAUUAGUAAAUAGUUGUUUUAUUAUACAAUUAUGUGAUAAAAUCCGAGAAUAUUGUAGCCGACAUUAUUUCAGUCGAAAAUUUUUCAUCCACAAUAUGUAAUGGGUAUAUGUGUUACGUGUUAAUUUUUCGAAUGGUAAAUGUACAUGUUAAUAUUAUUGUGAUAAUAGCACAGACCAUGGCUAAAUAGCUAAAUAUUAAAUGGCACAAACUAUAUGAAAACAGAUAGCUCACUCGGGAUGUAAAAAAAAAUUUAAAAAUUAAUACCACGACAAAAUUAGUGAGGCCAUAAUACAAGCAUAAAAUUUUGUUUGGUUCAUGAAAAAUAAUGUCCUUAUCAUACCUGGAGCCAACAUUGAAAUUCACAUUCACUAACCUGUUUAACCUUGCAUUCUUUAUGUUCGGUUAAUCCUAACCUCUUAUACCCCCUUAGAUUAUUUUGGCCUUUAGUUGCUGUUUGUGUGAUUUCCAUGUGACUUGACUUAUUAGUUGAUCAUUGACCAAAUAUGUAGGCUUUAAAAUAUUUUUUUAAUGUGAAAUUUAGUGUUGUGAUACAAAAUUUAAAAAAUGGACUGUAAAAAACAGGAAUGCGUUGCUCUGUACAAUUUCGUAAAAUUAAAGCAAGGGCUAGGAAUGCAAGUUUUUUCAAUAUCCAAAAGACGAUCGUCUAGCAUUAUGGAUAAAAAAAUUGUGGUACAGGAAGUCUGACUGAAGAACUAUCAAACAAAAAUAGUUAUAAAGUAUGUAGGGACCACUUUGUAGAUUCAAUGUUUUUUU
Myzus persicae (green peach aphid) is the source of this 2469-nucleotide messenger RNA. RefSeq lists its product as uncharacterized. Lineage: Eukaryota; Metazoa; Arthropoda; Insecta; Hemiptera; Aphididae. The coding region runs from base 542 to 1531 and encodes 329 amino acids. The record is from RefSeq and is a predicted model, not a curated record. The transcript has 9 exons.